Messenger RNA from Cryptococcus wingfieldii CBS 7118, 585 nucleotides. RefSeq lists its product as hypothetical. The transcript has 2 exons. Lineage: Eukaryota; Fungi; Basidiomycota; Tremellomycetes; Tremellales; Cryptococcaceae. Bases 1 to 585 code for a protein of 194 amino acids. The record is from RefSeq and is a predicted model, not a curated record.
AUGCCUCCUGAAGAAGCCAACCUCUCGUCUUAUUACGACAAUAGUGGAAGAAGCAGCCACAUGGACAAUGUCGGUUCCGCCUCCCGACCCAUACACCCAGUGGAAGAGACUGGUAAUACGACAGGGAAUACGAGGAGCCAGAUUACCGCUACCCACGAGACGAUCACUCGCGUCAUGAGCCAGUACACCCUGAAAGAGUUGGUGGCGAAGGAAGACAAGACGGAGGAAGAGAAGGCGGUGCGUCGCAUUGUGCAGUCCCUACUGUCUACCAAAAACAACCUGACCAGGCAGUUGAACGACAGCCGAAAAACGAUCGAAGGGCUCACAAGAGUAAGAGAGGAGCAAGACCGACAGACACUGGCGCGGGAUCAGUAUAUCCUUUCGCUGGAAUCGAGGUUGGCGGCAGUGGAGAGUCUCUUUAUGGAGACUGGCGCAAUCUUGCCGGAAGGUUUUGGCGGGGGUGAUCCGCAACAGUCGUGGUCCUCUUCACAAGGGGGCGAUGACCUUUGGACGGGUGAUGGGAGCUAUGCCAACCCUGAUCUCACCAACCAAGAUCACACGCAAAUGGAUUACGAGCGAUCAUAA